Ricinus communis (castor bean) is the source of this 1304-nucleotide messenger RNA. RefSeq lists its product as uncharacterized. NCBI's taxonomy places the organism in Eukaryota, Viridiplantae, Streptophyta, Magnoliopsida, Malpighiales, Euphorbiaceae. The transcript has a single exon. The record is from RefSeq and is a predicted model, not a curated record. The coding region runs from base 284 to 907 and encodes 207 amino acids.
AGGUAAAGUGCAGCGGCUAAAUAUGCGUUUUUCCUUUAUAUUAGCUUUCUAGCCUCACAUAGCAUAAACUUGUUAACGGUCAUGCAGAAAAACCUUGUUAUUAACAAACUUUUCUUGCACUAACAAAUUAACAAACCGUUUUCUAAGCCUUUUUUUUUUUUUUUUUUUAUAGUUCUUGUUUUACCUUUCCCCCUUUGAUGGGCUGCAACACAAUACCGAUCCUGCACCACCGUCCGACGCCUCCAUCCAAGAAACAAUUAAAGGAGGGCAGCAAAACACCACCAUGAAUAAUAAUAUUAAUAAUCAAUCUUCACCUUCAUCACAGAACAGGAAAGGAGAUCCCAGAAUAUAUCUUGUUACAGGGUUUUUCUUUCUUUGUAUUAUCUCUGGUGGAGUUUUUCUUGGUCUCUACAUUUUCCUCCCGGAGAAUAACACCCAACUCUGGUAUCCCACUGCAGGGUUGGUUCUUGUAGCCAUUCCAUGGGCAGUUUGGUUCUUGACCUAUUUAUAUAGAUGUUUUAGCCCAAGACACACCCCAUGUCCGCCUUGCAAAUCCAUACCGAGAUCUGCAUCUGAUGAGAUGGAGACUUCAGGAAAUGCACCAACAAAUGCAUCAUAUAACGAGUCCCAUUUACAAUCCAACGCGCAGCAGCCCCAUGAUGAUGGUGGGCGCCAUGUACAUUUUGGUGGUGUUGUUGUGAUAAGCGAAUACGAUAAUACUGAUGAUAAUAAUUACGAUGAUGAUGAUAACAGCAUUACCAGUAGCGACGAACAAGAUGGACAUGAACGCGUUGAAAGACGUUUAGAAGCCGAGCAUGGAGGUAGGACCUCAUUAUCGGAUAGAAAAGAGAAUUCGGUUGAUCAUAGAGAAAGCGAAAUACCAUUAACUCUCUCUGGCUCAUCUUGAUAUAAAAAAGAAAAAUGUUACAUAUAUAGAAAUAGAGAACACGUGCUCAUAGGACAUUGAUUGAUUAUUAGAUGGAGUUUAAGGACAUUGAUAUAGAGAAAUGGCAGCUUUCUUGCAAGUUGGAGGGCAAGGGGGAUCCAUGACCUAAAAACCCAUGAAAUUUAGGAUGGCUGAAGGAUCUUAAUGGUAGAGAUUCCCCUUAGAUGUGAGUUGUACCCAUCCUGACAUCUUUCUUUUUUCCUUUUUCUAAUUCUUUUUUGUUUACUUGCAAGAACUAUGUACGUGAUGUCAUGACAUUUAGAAUUGAGAAUGACAAGUAUGUGUAAUUUGUAUGUGUUUUGGUUCUUGUUUCUCCAUGAAAUAUAUGUAGUGAAAAAAUUUAUAGGUAUCAACUUUG